Molecule: messenger RNA, 711 nt
Organism: Cotesia congregata
Lineage: Eukaryota; Metazoa; Arthropoda; Insecta; Hymenoptera; Braconidae
Source: the annotation of a GenBank genome assembly
AUGAUCCACGUGCAAAUUAAAGAAGCUGAAUUGAAACCUUUAGGAUUAACAGAAAAAUCAGAAUGGAAAGAACUGGAAAUUUUUAACUACAAUGAAACGAUUGGUAGUUUCUUCGUCAAAAAUGAUAACGGUACUCAAACUUUUCUCAAAGAAAACGUUGACUACGGAUUCCCAGAUCAGAUAAGAUUAGAAGACGUACGUGCACCAGAUAGUUUCGUGAUCACGGGUGUCGCAUUUCAAUUUUUUGAAGUACCUUCGUCGCAAGAAUCCUAUAGUGGUUCACUACAGCUACGGAUUCGUGUUACGCCUUUUGAUUAUUUUGAGGGCAGAUUAAUUAAUGAUAAUCAAACAAAAUGGUUAAGUACGGAAUGCGAUGCAUGGAGAUAUGAUUCCGAACUGGACCUGGGGUAUCCAGAUUUACUGACUAAAUCACCAAAGAACAAUAUCUACUGGACAAAUGGCGGUUACGUAAAGUUUCAGAAUUCGGAUAUGAUAAAAGACGCUGGACAAUCAACAGUACCGUUUUUUGACGCUCAAAAUGUUGAGGGUGAUCCUGAAUUUCCUUUGGGGGGAAUUGGAGUUUUGCAUCGUGGUCAUGAUGGCUAUGGCGGAUUUUUGAUUUUUCAAAUUUUUAAAACUAGGUUGUCAAAUGUUUUUAAAGGCGAUUUGUACGAUGCAUAUCCAUCUCCAAAUGUUUUUGUGGAUAAAUGA